AUGACUGCAGAAGAAGGCGACUUGAUGCAUACAAUUGUUCCACAACAGAAAUACCCUAAAGCUACUGAAGACGAAAUCUAUGAAGAGUACGUCAAGACGCAACAAGGUAAAGAGGGUGUGUUAGAGCCGUCGGUAGAUAGUACUGAAAGCGAAGAAGAGGAAAUCGUCCGGGUGGCUUUUGAUAGACCUUUUCAAGAUCCAAGUGACCUGUCGGAAAGUGGCACAGGAAAAUCCAAAUUAUUGAAGAAUUUUGCAGAAAGUAGAAUGACUGUAUAUUGCUGUUUGCAUGAGUCCAAAUCAAGCAGCUAUCCAUCCAGAUCACAUAUUUCCAAUAUACUAUUACAUGAGUUUGAAAAUGAACGUGAUGCCAUAGUUACCUAUCUUGCAUACAUAUGUGCAUGUUGUCAAAGGUUAGAGGAAUUCAAUGGAAGUUGCAAAGAGUGGUUUGAUGAACAUACCAACAAAAAAUUACAGAUGGGUUUCUGGAAGAAUGUUGAAUACAGAAUGUCUGAUAUUAUGCAUGGGCUUAUGAAGAAUCCUACAGACAGCAAGAUGACUGAAUGGAUAACUAACUACUUGGAUGGCGGAAAAUUGAUGUGGGAAAGUUCAGUUAAUUGUUUGUUUGCCUUUGAUGAAGCUUGUUCCCUGGUUGAUAAGAACAUUGAAAGGAAAACUCUGUUUUACUAUGUUCAAUGUGCUUUAAAACUUUUACCAAAAAAAUUAGGAAUCUUUGCUAUCUUUACAGACACACAUUCAAAAAUUUCAAACUUCUCACCUGUUUCCUACCUUGAUCCAUCCAUAAGAGAUGCCACAAAGGGGUCUAAAUUAUUUGAGCCAUUUUAUUUGUUGGACACUGUGGAUAUGAAUACCAUGAAUACUGCUUUUAAAAAAGCACUGACACUACAAGAUGAUGCUGAAGGAUUUAAUCCAGAGCGUAUUAUUGAAUUGGCCAUGGAUAAGCUUAUUGGUGGGAAGUCUUUCAUUCAUUGGAAAACAGAAGCUCAAACCAAAAUUAGUAUUAUGGAAGCCUUGGCUAUUUUUGGACCCCAUCUAUAUUGUGAAUGUAUUACUACAUCGAUGCCUACAGAACCUGUGCUGGCAGAGGCAGCCACUCGAAUGAUGAAUGAUCCAAAUGUCAGUCUCGCGGAGCUUAUUGGGAUGACUGCAUUAAAAAGAAACAUCCACGUGGUGUGGAAGUUGGCAACGAUUAUUCUCGCUUUGUGA
This is a messenger RNA of Paraglomus brasilianum, 1224 nucleotides long. The record is from the annotation of a GenBank genome assembly. NCBI's taxonomy places the organism in Eukaryota, Fungi, Glomeromycota, Glomeromycetes, Paraglomerales, Paraglomeraceae.